This is a messenger RNA of Sebastes umbrosus (honeycomb rockfish), 2817 nucleotides long. It is a transcript of the gene mmp9, whose product is annotated as matrix metallopeptidase 9. Gene Ontology annotation, biological process: extracellular matrix organization; collagen catabolic process; proteolysis. Gene Ontology annotation, molecular function: zinc ion binding; metalloendopeptidase activity. The coding region runs from base 160 to 2217 and encodes 685 amino acids. Lineage: Eukaryota; Metazoa; Chordata; Actinopteri; Perciformes; Sebastidae. The transcript has 13 exons. Gene Ontology annotation, cellular component: extracellular matrix. The record is from RefSeq and is a predicted model, not a curated record.
CAAAGCAGAGCCAACAGGAGUCAAAACAAAGAGGCAAGCCAACACUGAAGGAGAAACACUGCUGAAGAAGCUUCCCAAUCCUUUUUGUCUAACUGAGCACUGCAAGGCUCUUAGUAUAUAUAUUUUUUUGUUACAUUUUGCAGCACUCUACAGCUCAUCAUGAAGUGCUGUGCUUUGGCUGUGUGUUUACUUUUGGGGAUAAGCAUUCAUGAUGGAUGGAGCCUUCCCCUCAAGUCCGUCUUUGUCACCUUCCCAGGAGACAUCAUCAAAAACAUGACUGAUACGGAGCUGGCAGAAGGUUAUCUGAAGAAGUUUGGCUACAUAAACGCGCUGCAGCGCAGUGGCUUCCAGUCGAUGGUGUCCACUUCCAAGGCUUUGAAGAGGCUGCAAAGGCAGAUGGGACUGGAGGAGACCGGAGAGCUGGAUCAGUCCACCCUGGAGACCAUGAAACGGCCUCGCUGUGGCGUUCCUGAUGUGGCCAACUACAAAACAUUUGACGGAGACCUCAAAUGGGACCAUGAAGAUGUCACUUAUAGGAUCCUUAGCUAUACUCCAGACAUGGAUGUCUCUGUGAUCGAUGACGCCUUCGCCAGAGCCUUCAAGGUGUGGAGUGAUGUGACCCCUCUGACCUUCACCCGCCUCUUUGACGGGACGGCUGACAUCAUGAUUUCAUUUGGAAAAACCGACCACGGUGACCCGUACCCAUUUGAUGGUAAGGAUGGUCUUCUGGCUCAUGCGUAUCCCCCUGGUGAGGGUCUGCAGGGUGACGCCCACUUUGACGAUGAUGAGUUCUGGACUCUGGGAACAGGACCAGUUGUGAAGACUCGCUAUGGGAACGCUGAUGGCGCCAUGUGCCACUUCCCCUUCACUUUCGAGGGCAAAUCCUACUCCACCUGUACCACUGAUGGACGUUCAGACAACCUGCCGUGGUGCGCCACCACAGCCGACUACGGCACAGACCAGAAAUUCGGCUUCUGCCCAAGUGAACUUCUGUACACAUUUGGAGGAAACGCAGACGGAGCACAGUGUGUCUUCCCCUUCGUCUUUCUAGGGGACGAAUAUGACAGCUGUACCACAGAGGGCCGCAGUGACGGCUACCGCUGGUGCGCCACCACAAGCAACUUUGACAACGACAAGACAUUUGGAUUCUGUCCCAGUCGCGACACCGCUGUAACUGGUGGAAACGCUGAGGGUGAGCCCUGCCACUUCCCCUUUGAGUUCCUGGGUAAAGAGUACGACUCCUGCACCAGUGAGGGACGAGAAGAUGGCAAAUUGUGGUGCGCUACCACUGACAGCUAUGAUGACGACAAGAAGUGGGGCUUCUGUCCUGACCGUGGUUACAGUCUGUUCCUGGUGGCAGCCCAUGAGUUUGGACAUGCCCUCGGCCUGGAUCACUCCAACAUAAGAGAGGCUCUCAUGUACCCCAUGUACAGCUACGUGGAGGACUUCUCCCUGCAUGAAGAUGACGUUGAAGGCAUUCAGUAUCUCUAUGGACGCAGAACAGGCCCCGAUCCCACCCCCCCUCAGCCCCGCACCACCACCACUACCCCCUACCCAGACCCUGAUGAGACUGACGCCACUGAACCCACCACUACCACCACCCUACGACCUGUGGAUCCGACCCAAGACGCCUGCAAGUUGACCAAAUUCGACACCAUCACUGUGAUUGGGGGAGAGCUGCAUUUCUUUAAGGACGGACAUUACUGGAAGAUGUCCAGCGGGAGCGAAGGAGCGCUCAAGGGACCGUUUUCUGUUUCUGAGACGUGGCCCGCUCUGCCAGCAGUCAUUGACUCUGCCUUUGAGAACCUUCUGAACAGGCAGUUGUACUUCUUCUCAGGGAACCGAUUCUGGGUGUACACAGGGAAGAGUGUUCUGGGUCCCCGCAGCAUCGAGAAGCUCGGCCUCCCGAACACCAUCCAGAAGGUGGAGGGAGCGCUGCAGAGGGGCAAAGGCAAAGUGCUGCUCUUCAGUGGAGAGAACUACUGGAGGCUUGACGUGAAGGCCCAGAAAAUCGACAAAGGGUACCCCAGAUACACAGAUGUCGUCUUUGGUGGCGUCCCCAAUGAUGCUCAUGAUGUGUUCCAGUACAAAGGUCACAUCUACUUCUGCCGGGACCGCUUCUACUGGCGUAUGAACUCCCGCAGGCAGGUGGAUCGCGUUGGCUAUGUGAAAUACGACCUCCUCAAGUGCUCAGAUGCUUCAAGAACUCACUACUGAGCAGAUGAAUAAACAGGGAUGAGCUGGAAAUCGUCUUUAUUGUGGUAGCACCCACAUCUCUCUCCUGUGCGGGUGUCAGGGAGGACGUGAUGCAGUAUUUGUGUAUAGCGCCCGUUGUAUGAUGUGUGUGCUUUCUGGGAUGUGAAUAAUUGGCCAUCAUUGCUGUUGGCUAAUUUCUUUAACAUACAGCAUUGGCCCAAAGGAAAGUGAAGCGUUGCCCUCAGUCUGAUAGGCUAAUCUGUGAAAUGGUUGGUUAUGAUGGUCUAAAAUUUGAGACCCAUAAUAACCACAACAAAAAUAUUCUUAAAAGCAGUCUGGAUUCCAGAUUAGCUGAUUAAUACGAGUCUGACAGGUUCAGACUCUUAACAGUAUUAGAUUAUUUUGGUAUUUAUAGCAUUAUCUAAUAUUAUUAUUUUGUGUCCAAGAGCUUUGUUUUGUAUAAAUAUAUGUGUGUUUUUCUGAAAAUGGCUUCAAAAGCCAAUUACUUGCACUGGAAGACAGACAAUGUAAUGUCUUCUUCACUGAAAUUAUUUAUGAGACUGAUAUGUUUUGUAUUAAAGUUUGUACUUUCAAUGCAAUAAACAUUCUGUGAGGAACACA